UUCAGGGUGCCCUGAGGGGUGAGGGGGAUCCCAUCGGGAAUCAGCCGGAGGAGGAUCCAUGAAAGGCUGGUCGCGAUGGUGAAGCUGUUCAUCGGGAACCUGCCGCGGGAGGCGACGGAGCAGGAGAUCCGCUCCCUGUUCGAGCAGUACGGGAAGGUGCUGGAGUGCGACAUCAUCAAGAACUACGGCUUCGUGCACAUCGAGGACAGGACGGCGGCCGAGGACGCCAUCCGCAACCUGCACCACCACAAGCUGCACGGCGUCUGCAUCAAUGUGGAGGCCAGCAAGAACAAGAGCAAAGCCUCCACCAAGCUGCACGUGGGCAACAUCAGCCCCGCCUGCACCAACCUAGAGCUGCGCGCCAAGUUCGAGGAGUACGGCCCCGUCAUCGAAUGUGACAUCGUCAAGGACUACGCCUUCGUGCACAUGGAGCGGGCCGAGGAUGCCGUGGAGGCCAUCCGGGGGCUGGACAACACCGAGUUCCAAGGCAAGCGGAUGCGCGUGCAGCUGUCCACCAGCCGGCUGCGGACGGCGCCCGGGAUGGGAGACAAGAGCGGCUGCUACCGCUGCGGGAAGGAGGGGCACUGGUCUAAGGAGUGCCCGGUCGAUCGCCCGGGGCAAGUGGCGGACUUUGCCGAGGCCUAUAACGAGCAGUACGGAGCCGUGCGCACUCCCUACACCGCGGGCUAUGGGGAGACCGUGUAUUACGAUGAGGCCUACGGCGGGAUGGCCGACUACUACAAGCGCUACCGCGUCCGCUCCUACGCCACGGCCUCGGCGUACGACGCCUACGCGGAGCAGACCAUGGCCCAGUACUCCCAGUACGCCCAGUACUCCCAGGUCCAGUCCUCGGCCAUGGCCGCCACCACGGCCAUGGCCGGCCGCAUCCCCACCACCUUAGACGCGUACGACCGAGCGCUGCUGCCCACCCCGGGCGCGGCGGCCGCCGUCGCCGCCGCCGCCGCCACCGCCGCGGCCGCCGCCGCGUCCUCCACGUAUUACACCCGGGACAGGAGCCCCCUGCGCCGCACGGCCGCCGCGGCCAGCACCGUCGGAGAGGCGUACACGUACGAGCGUGGGCAGCUGUCGCCCGUCUCCUCGGUGGCCCGGGCGUCCCUCUACGACAUGCAGCGCUUCGGGCAGGAUCUCUACAUGGAGCGGGCGCGGUACUCCAUCUUCUGAGGAUCACUGCAGACCUCCCGGGACUCGCCGCUGUUACCGUGGCUCCACAGCCCCUGGAUAUUGCCACCGUGCCAGGUCAGACGGGCCCCAGGUCGCUGCCGCCGCCGCGUCCCCUCCCUGUCACCGGGACCCCCGUCCCCACCGGAGCCGCCUGAGCCGCCACGUCCCAGCGCCCGCGUGUCCCCGCGUCUCCCCGGUUGUUCCUGAGUGUCCCCAUGUCCCCCAUGUCCCCUCACCUCUCUGCUCUCUUCCAGGUGUGGCGGCCUCGGAUGGAGCCCUGUCCCCCCCGCCUGCGCCCCCCCUUUUUGUACGGAGCUUCCCCAGAGUCCCCCCCACUCUUCUGCCCGGGUGGGGGCACCCCCGGCCUCACCCGCCCCUUUGCCAGCAAAAUAAACAUUUUCACAUUUUCA
Messenger RNA from Zonotrichia leucophrys gambelii, 1592 nucleotides. RefSeq names its product RNA-binding protein 4B-like. Lineage: Eukaryota; Metazoa; Chordata; Aves; Passeriformes; Passerellidae. The coding region runs from base 76 to 1182 and encodes 368 amino acids. The transcript is spliced from 4 exons. Gene Ontology annotation, cellular component: nucleus. Gene Ontology annotation, molecular function: mRNA binding; zinc ion binding. The record is from RefSeq and is a predicted model, not a curated record.